Sebastes umbrosus (honeycomb rockfish) is the source of this 2075-nucleotide messenger RNA. It is a transcript of the gene idh3g, whose product is annotated as isocitrate dehydrogenase (NAD(+)) 3 non-catalytic subunit gamma. NCBI's taxonomy places the organism in Eukaryota, Metazoa, Chordata, Actinopteri, Perciformes, Sebastidae. The coding region runs from base 73 to 1266 and encodes 397 amino acids. Gene Ontology annotation, biological process: tricarboxylic acid cycle; isocitrate metabolic process. The record is from RefSeq and is a predicted model, not a curated record. Gene Ontology annotation, cellular component: mitochondrion. The transcript has 13 exons. Gene Ontology annotation, molecular function: NAD binding; magnesium ion binding; oxidoreductase activity, acting on the CH-OH group of donors, NAD or NADP as acceptor.
CAACUCCUCCUCGUGCACGCGCGAGCACAACUCCUCCUCGUGCUCGCGCGAGCAGUGCUUCAACAAAUCAAGAUGGCUGUUCACAGUGCUGCUGUGCUCUCCAUGUCUAAACUCAUUAAUCCUUUCUGGGGUGGACGCCUUGGAAACACGGUUAAAGUAUUUGGAACAACUCUGACAAGCCACAGGAACAAGAGCUCACAUACUACAGACAACAUUCCCCCUCCUGCAAAGUAUGGAGGCCGACACACUGUGACCCUCAUCCCUGGAGAUGGAAUCGGUCCAGAGCUGCUCAGUCAUGUCAGAGAGGUUUUCAGGUUCAGCUGUGUCCCGGUGGACUUUGAGGUGGUGGAAGUCAACUCUGCUCUGGAGACUGAGGAGGAUAUCGACAACGCCAUCACUGCCAUUCGCCGCAAUGGAGUUGCCCUCAAAGGUAACAUAGAAACCAAACACACCAUGGCGCCAUCUGUCAAAUCCAGAAAUAAUCUCCUACGCACAAGCUUAGACCUGUAUGCCAACGUGAUGCACUGCCAGUCGCUCCCUGGAGUCCAGACUCGCCACAAGAACAUUGACAUCAUGAUAAUCAGAGAGAACACGGAGGGAGAGUACAGCAGUCUGGAGCACGAGAGCGUAUCAGGAGUAGUGGAGAGUCUCAAGAUCAUCACCAGGAACAAUUCCCUCAGGAUCGCCGAGUACGCCUUCCGACUGGCCAAGGAGAAAGGUCGUAGCAGGGUCACUGCCGUACACAAGGCUAACAUCAUGAAGCUCGGCGAUGGCUUGUUCCUGCAGUGUUGCAGAGAAGUGGCCUCUGAUUACCCAGACAUCACAUUUGACAGCAUGAUCGUGGACAACACCACCAUGCAGUUGGUGUCCAAUCCCCAGCAGUUUGAUGUGAUGGUGAUGCCCAAUCUGUACGGGAACGUGGUGAGCAACGUGUGUGCAGGCCUGGUGGGAGGGCCUGGCCUCGUGCCCGGGGCUAAUUACGGCCGUGACUAUGCUGUCUUUGAAACGGCCACAAGGAACACCGGGAAGAGUAUUGCAGGCAAGAACAUUGCUAACCCCACUGCCAUGCUGCUAGCCGGCUGCAUGAUGCUGGACCACCUCAAGCUUUAUGACUACGCCACUAUGAUCCGAAAUGCAAUCCUCGGCACCAUGAAUGAAACCAGGUUGCACACAGCUGAUAUCGGGGGUCAGGGCACCACAUCGGAGGUGGUCCAGUCCAUCAUGAGGUUCAUCCAGAGCAAAGGGCCGCUCACAACUGAGCUCUAAACACACACACACACACACACACUCAUCAGAGGUGUGAGUUUGAACAGGUUAUCCAUGCAUGUCUGUUUCCAUAGCGCUGGGUCUGUCGCUGACAUCAGAACGUUUCCUUUAUUUUCUUGUUCACACAGUUUACUGAUAACUGUACAAACAGCCUUUUAUCCACACCUGUGUGUUUCACAUAUAGUAGUGACCUAAACGACACUGAUUUAAAAACGGUUUACUUUUGAUCAUUCCAUUAUCACUCCUGUUAGAUGAUAAACCCCGCUGUAAGGAUAUUUCAUCAGGCUCAUUCAGUUAAAUCUGUGUUCUUACAAAUGGUUAUGAUGUAUGUCAGUGUGGUCCGACACAUGAUGGGGGUCAGACAUAUUUAAAAUAUCCUGAUAUGGCCAUGGAUUGUCCACUCUCUGCAUUCUUCAAUGUGGAUCAUUAUUUAUUUUCCAGAUCACAACUAUGUUACAGCCUUUUCAGUCAAACCAAAAUGUGCCAUGUUCAUUUAACGCCAUGCCAUUUUUUUGUCUUACUGUAACUUAAAUAACACGUUGCCUGUUAUAUAAUGUACUGUCCUGCGUGUUCACAUCAGAUCAACUGUACUGUGUAUACUACAAAUGGUGAUGUAGCUAUUUCAUAUAUACUGUAUCAGAAGAGGUGUAAGUUUGGGUGAUAUAACAAAAGAAAUAUUCUGUUGUCUUUAAGUCUAACCGGGCAAGAACUCUUAAAGUCUGAUAUGAAAAGUCUGUUUUUAUCAUAUCUGUGGGCGGGUAUAUAUAUACUGUAUAACACAAAUAUCAAUAAAGAAAUAAUCUACCUGA